AUGUUUACAGGUAUUAUCGAAGAGAUUGGCACAGUUGCGUCCAUACAGGAACGUGAUGACUUGGCGCUGUGGAAUGGUGAGCGUGGUAAAGGUUUUGAGCUCGUCGUCUGUGUUAAACUGGCGCUAGAGAGUGCCUACUUGGGCUGCAGUAUCGCUAUCAACGGCACGUGUCUGACCGUCACGCGCAUUGACGACGACCGUGUGGCCUUUGGAUUGGCACCUGAAACAUUGCGUCGUACCAACCUAAGCAAACUUCAAACAGGCCAUAAGGUGAACGUGGAGCGCAGCAUGGGCGUGGAUGCGCGGAAUAGCGGUCACUUUGUGCAAGGUCAUGUGGACGGCAUGGGCGCCAUCUUGUCCUUCACACGGGAGAACGACUCGCUCUGGGUCAAGAUCGCUACGACAUUAGAGAUCUUACGCGAUAUUGUACCGAAGGGAUACAUUGCCGUCGAUGGUACAAGUCUCACGGUAUGUGAGGUCGACCGCACCAAUGGCUGGUUCUCUAUUAUGCUCAUUUCGUACACGCAAAACCAUAUCAUUCUUCCAUUCAAAAAGGUCGGUGAUCACGUCAAUCUGGAGCCAGAUGUGCUGGGCAAGUACGUUGCACGCUCAAUGGGUGGCGUACUUGAACGAGUAGACACACUGGAACAUCAGUUGCAGCUUGUGAUGCGCGUGACGAUAGGACUCGCAAUGGUUGCUAGUGCUUUGGGAGUAGCUCUUGUCAUUCGGAAGUGA
Peronospora belbahrii is the source of this 735-nucleotide messenger RNA. The record is from the annotation of a GenBank genome assembly. NCBI's taxonomy places the organism in Eukaryota, Oomycota, Peronosporomycetes, Peronosporales, Peronosporaceae.